Molecule: messenger RNA, 1778 nt
Organism: Ochotona curzoniae (black-lipped pika)
Lineage: Eukaryota; Metazoa; Chordata; Mammalia; Lagomorpha; Ochotonidae
Gene: SCARB1
Product: scavenger receptor class B member 1
Exons: 11
Coding region: 31-1569 (512 amino acids)
Biological process (GO): plasma lipoprotein particle clearance; cholesterol efflux; cholesterol import
Cellular component (GO): caveola; cytoplasm
Molecular function (GO): low-density lipoprotein particle binding; lipid binding; scavenger receptor activity
Source: RefSeq, a predicted model, not a curated record
GAUGUCUGGAACAAAUCCGCUGUGUGCUUAAUGAUGCCGACUUUGAUGCUGGGACCAUGCAUGCGUGAAGGGCCGCAGCGUCCUGAAGUGCCUGAGGGGCUGCGGAGGCUCGCUUGGAGCUGCGAGGCGGGUGCGUGGGCCUCACUGCGUGUCCUGCCCCCACAGAAUGUGCGUAUCGACCCCAGCAGUCUGUCCUUCAACAUGUGGAAGGAGAUCCCCGUGCCCUUCUAUCUCUCCAUCUACUUCUUCGAGGUGACCAACCCAGAGGAGGUGCUGAAUGGAGGGAAGCCGCAGGUGCGAGAGCGCGGGCCCUACGUGUACAGGGAGUUCAGACACAAGGAAAACAUCACCUUCAACGACAACGACACGGUGUCCUUCCUGGAGGCCCGCAGCUUCCAGUUCCAGCCGGACAAGUCCCAGGGCUCUGAGAGUGACUACAUCGUCAUGCCCAACAUCCUGGCCUUGAGCACAGCGGUCAUGAUGGAGGACAAGCCCAUGGCCCUGAAGCUGCUCGUGACGGUGAUGCUGAGCAGCCUCGGCCAGCGCGCUUUCAUGAACCGUACCGUGGGCGAGAUCAUGUGGGGUUACCAAGACCCGUUUGUGAACUUCGUCAGCAAGUACUUCCCAAACAUGUUCCCCGAGAAGGGCAAGUUUGGAUUGUUUGCUGGGAUGAACAACUCCAACUCGGGGGUCUUCACGGUGUUCACUGGCGUCAAGGACUUCAGCAGGAUCCACCUCGUGGACAAGUGGAACGGGCUCAGCCAGGUCAACUUCUGGCAUUCCAACCAGUGCAACAUGAUCAACGGCACGUCCGGCCAGAUGUGGCCGCCAUUCAUGACGCCGGAGUCGGCCCUGGAGUUCUACAGCCCUGACGCCUGCCGGUCCUUGAAGCUCGUCUACCAGGAGCCGGGGGUAUUUGAGGGCAUCCCCACAUAUCGCUUCGUCGCUCCCAAAACCCUGUUUGCCAACGGCUCUGUGUAUCCCCCCAACGAGGGCUUCUGCCCGUGCCUGGAAUCUGGAAUUCAGAACGUCAGCAGCUGCAGGUUCAAUGCACCCCUGUUUCUCUCCCACCCUCACUUUUACAACGCCGACCCAGUCCUCGCGGAAGCAGUGCUCGGCCUCCACCCCAAUGAAGAGGAGCACUCACUGUUCCUGGACAUCCACCCGGUCACCGGGAUCCCCAUGAACUGCUCCGUGAAGUUGCAGCUGAGCCUGUACAUGAAGGCCAUCAGGGGCAUCGGACAAACUGGAAACAUCGAGCCCGUGGUGCUGCCCCUGCUGUGGUUUGGGGAGAGCGGAGCCAUGGAGGGCGAGACGCUCAAUACUUUCUACACCCAGCUGGUGCUGAUGCCCAAGGUGCUGCAGUACGCACAGUACGUCCUCCUCGCGCUGGGCUGCGUCCUGCUGCUCGCCGCGGUGCUGUGCCAAGUCCGCAGCCAGGAGAAGUGCUAUUUAUUUUGGAGUAGUAGUAAAAAGGGCUCACAGGAUAAGGAGGCCGUUCAGGCCUACUCGGAAUCGCUGAUGACGGCCGACCCUAAGGGCACUGUGCUGCGAGAAGCAAAGCUGUAGGUGGGUACCAGGUAACGCCCACCCCGCUGCCCCCUCCCGAAGCCAGGAGAACUCGGGGGGAUGGCCCCCAACUUCACCCUGACCUUAGCCCGGAGCCUCUACUGGCGGGAACCACCAGAGACUCGGGCCCAGCAGGUGGCAGUCCCUGGGUUCUCAUGGGCAACUCGAACUGCCUGCUGUUUCCUUGACAAGGUCAUGAUGUGAGCCAG